AUGGACAAUCCAGAGUCCAAGUAUACCAACCAAGAUCCAAAAGAACAGAACCUGACCCUACUCACUAUAUUUUGGGCAUUACUGUGUGUCGAUGAAGCCAUCUAUCUAACUCCCCACUAUGCAGGGAAACGCAUUGUGAAAUCUCACUUGGCCUUUAGUGGAAGCCGGGUUGAGGAUGUUGCCAGCAAGAGGGUUUUUUCGGUGCCUAAGAUGAGGUUUUUUUACGUUGUCACCCACAUUAAGAUUUCUCAAGUGGGCGAGCUAUUCCCUGAGCUCUGGAGAUCUACUGAGGCGGAGCAUGGCUGCGGACUUUGGUUCAAGCAAGGAAGCUUUCAAGGUGAACACCCCGCUCAGCCUGAAUGCAUCAGCCAGGAUUUUGGCUAUAUCAAGAAUGAUUAUGCGGCUUACGCCACAACGAGUCUCACUCCAUGUAUCGAAUAUAUUGACUUUGCACCUCGAGACAAGAAGAACCCUGCACCAACACAUUGUCGCCUCCCCAUUUCAGACCCCACCAUGCUGCAACACCAUCCCAGCCACUUUCAUGCUUCAUGCCCAAUUUCAUGCAUCAGAAAGCUAAUCACUCAACAUCAUACACUCCACACUAUCCAAUGCUAA
This is a messenger RNA of Lindgomyces ingoldianus, 615 nucleotides long. RefSeq lists its product as uncharacterized. The coding region runs from base 1 to 615 and encodes 204 amino acids. NCBI's taxonomy places the organism in Eukaryota, Fungi, Ascomycota, Dothideomycetes, Pleosporales, Lindgomycetaceae. The transcript has 10 exons. The record is from RefSeq and is a predicted model, not a curated record.